This is a messenger RNA of Mya arenaria, 4032 nucleotides long. RefSeq lists its product as uncharacterized. The record is from RefSeq and is a predicted model, not a curated record. The transcript is spliced from 2 exons. NCBI's taxonomy places the organism in Eukaryota, Metazoa, Mollusca, Bivalvia, Myida, Myidae. Bases 1810 to 3240 code for a protein of 476 amino acids.
GAAUUUAAUAUCUUUGAAACGCUUGGACUUUAAACUUAUACUUAGUUAGGAUAUAGCCACAUUCACCUCUCAAUACGCGGACUUCCUACAUUUUGUGCUUUUGACUUUUGUCGCAUUGCUCAACUUCCGGAAAAGGGACUAGAAUCAUACUUGUCCUAAAUACCCAUCAAUUUUAUAUGUGCAUGUGACAAGCGACAUAGUCAAAAGUCAAUCUUGUGUUAAGUUGAAUAUCCAUUUUCAAUGGUAUAUAUGUCUUACUCAUAUUGCUAAAAAAAAUACGAAUCGCCUUAUUCGUUAAAAUAUAUUGACCUUCAUUUGGUAAGAAAUGGCAAACUGGUGAUCGUGUACAAAAGCAAUUUGUCCUUUUGUAAACGACAAUGAUACAGGAUUACAAGAAUGUUAGCAAAAAGCUCUGGGCCAGUAUUCAUAAACCAUCUUAAGUCCUUUCUCAACUUAAGUCCAUUUUUUAAUUUAAGUACCUCACUGGUGAUAAGAUAUAAUUUCUUGAUAAUUUUAAAAAUACUUAAAUUUCAUAAUACUUGGAAAAAAAUCUUUAAUGCAUUUUUGUAUUGAAAUAAUAUAAUUUAACUAUGAAAAGUUAAGGAAAUUGAAUACCGGCCCUGAAAUAUGUGUUUAUCAUUUAAUGAUGCAUGGAGCAAUUCGAGGAUAACAAAAUACUGAGUUAAAUAUAAAAGGGCACAAUAUUUGUUAACGCAUCGCUCGCGAUAUUAUGUUUAUUAUGUUAAUUCAUAUGACAUUGAUGAUAUAACCCCGCCCCCCCAAAUGAUUUGUGAACAGAUAAAAAUAUGAGCCUUUAUAUGUUUACUGUUUUCUAUUUUUAGCUACGUGGUGGUCACAAAUUCCGCAGUUUAAACAGCGCAAAUUUCGCAAAUAUCCUUUUAUCUGUACACAUGCUUUUUUAUCAUAAAAAUCAAAUGAGGUCAACAUAAUAAUACAUUAAAAUUAAAUUGUGACUCUUUAAAAAAUAAUAAUAAUAAUAUGUUUAGUUGAAAAUAAACAUUAUUUUCACUUAGUAAUAUUAAGGUUUGGCCAACUUUGAUUUUUAGGUAUUUACCUUGACAUCAUGUUUUCUAUGAUACAAACGUUUUGACAUAGGUAUCAUUUUGUGCAUUGACAACAAUGCAUUUACCUUCUUAUUCGGUAUAAAAUCACUUCAUAUUUCCUUAUUAUUUUUUCCUUAUAUUUUAUUAUCGAUAUCGAUAUAGCGAAAAAUCGAGAUGAAAAAGCCAACAUUAGAAGAACUGUUAAAAUAAAAACAGAAGGAAUAAAUUCGGGACAGGGACUCAAUUUUUGAAACAAAAUCUUUCUAACAGGUGAAUUAAAAUUUUGAGUAGUCUUCAAUUGAUUAUUGAGCCCUUUCAAAUGUAUGUUCAUAGGAUUAAUAAUGCAAAUUGUGCGUACCCAUUUGUAUUUUGAAAAAAAUAAUAUUGGAAGGGUUAAGAACAUAGUAGUAUACUGUAAGACAUUAAUCAUUAAAAUGGUUAUUGGCAACUUUUUGUGUUCAGCUGUAAUACGAGUCGAAACAUGCCAAGAUCUAUCAUUUUAACGUCGCGAACAGUGACUAAAAGGCCUUAAGUAGAUGAAGAGCAACGCGCCGAACUAAAUCAAGGGAAUAGAAUGUCUUCAAUUAAUGACGGUACGAAGUUUAAGCAAUUAAGCAUGCAAACGGCUAAUAUAUCUACCACACAACUAAUUAGUUACAAUUCAUUGGGCGUUGGAGCUUAAGGAGUAGGCAAGCACAAACAAUUCUCAAUCACUUUCGUUUUGUAGGAGCAGGAAGAGUCAACCAUGUUGCGGGUUAUAUUUCUUCUGUGGAGCUUUACCAGUGUCCAAGGUCAGUUUGGCCGCUUCAUGCCAUCCCUACCAGGUGGGAUGGCACCAAGAAGCUUUGGAGAGCCGCUUCAUUCUCUUCCAUCGCCAUCGCAUACUUCAUAUGGUUUUGGUUUCCCAGGGAUGGGUUUUGCCCCUGGGAUGCCAGCAUAUAUGCCCGGAGCAGGAGGACCUGGAUACUUUGUUGACGGCUUUCCAACAAUGAGAUCAUCGUAUGAAAUGGGUAGUAUGCCAGCUUAUCGCCACAGUUCCUUUCCUAGUGGCGAAAGCACAUUUCCAUCUUCCGGAUUUCCUCAACGUGUAGACGAACCGAGGCGGCUUAUACCAGAUCGGAGACGGGAAACGCCUGUUUCUCAACUAAACAGGUCUCCACCCCGAAACGGGUCUCCACCCCGAAACAGGGCUCCACCCCGAAGACAGAUGAACACACAUACCGAUCACCACCAUGGGCAUAACCACAAUCAUGACCAUAGGCCUCUUCCAAAGGUAGAGGCCAAAACAACGCCAACGCCAACAAUGAAACCAACAAAUACCAAUACCCCACCAAAUAAGUACGUGAAACCCAUAUCCGUUGAUGUCGUUCCGAAAGCCACAAAAGAUAUCCAAGUCGUCAUAAAACGGGUGCCUGACCGUGUCGUCCCGAAACCACCAACUGCAGGAAAACUGGGCAUAAACCCUUUGCUCGCCGAAAAAGUAGCAAACACUAAAACCGAUGAAAAGGUUGCAUACGAACUCAAGCCUGACAAAUCCACAAAAAGUAACCAAGUCGUCGUUAAACCGGUGCCUGACCGUGUCGUCCCGGACCCGCCAACUACAGGAACAUUUGGCAUAAACCCUUUGCCAGCCGAAAAAGUCGCAAACACUAAAACCGAUGAAAAGGUUGCAUACGAACUCAAGCCUGACAAAUCCACAAAAAGUAACCAAGUCGUCGUUAAACCGGUGCCUGACCGUGUCGUCCCGGACCCGCCAACUACAGGAACACUUGGCAUAAACCCUUUGCCCGCCGUGGAUGUCACACACCCUACAAUCGAAGAAAAAGUAGCAGCCGAAAUCGAAGUCGCUCUAAAGAAAAUUGAUGCUGAAAAUGUGGCAGCCGAUUUCGCUCUCAAUAGCGUUGCUACAAAACAAACAGAGCCUGGAAAUGUUGCUACAGGCGCUGCAGAAAAGUUGCAAGCUAUCAGCGUGAAGACCGUGAUGAACAUCGGCGGGUCGAAACCACCAGGUGGAAUGCCAAUAUUGCUCAGUGGUACACAAAAAGUAAAAGCAAGAGGACCAUGUGAGCUUCCUCCAAACUGCAUGUGCACUUGCGGGAAACUGGUUUGUGAAAGGACAUUAAAAAGGAUGACCUUCAGCUGCUCAGAGGGAUGUCAGAUAUCGUGCGAAUACUGAGCUAAAUCUAUUUGUAUGUGUAGCUUCGCUUACAAUUUAAAUACAUUUUAAGUGAAUUUAUUAACACAAGUUUGCUGAAUUUGUUAGCAGUAUAUGAUUUUGAAAGAAUUCACUGUUCGGACUGAAUUUAUAUUAUCAUUCGUAAAAUAGUUCUGUUAAAAUAACCAGGACAUACACGAUGGGAUUUGUUUCGUGAGCGAUCAUAACUAUCUAUGCUAAUAAAUAUAUCAUAAAAAACAACAACAACAAAAACAUUAUGUGAACUAGAUUUGAUAUGCAUGUCUUAUUUAUGACUAACAUCUGACAAUUAUGUACAUCAUUCUAUAAUCCACAGUAUGGCAAAGAAAAGUGUAGGGUCGGUCGGUUAGUGGAUACAAACAAAUUUGUUUACACCUGAGCUGCUGUUGAACACCCAAUACCCCUUUAAACAAUGUUCAACUUUUAUUUUCCAUUAUUUAAUCGUAUGGAUAGAUAAUGAUUAUUGUCGUAAAACAUAAAAUGUUGCAGUGACAAUAUAAAUUUAACGAUUGAUAUUAAUUUAUAUAAAAGAAACGACAAAAACAUAUUACAAUUUAAGUUAAGAAAUCAUGAAGGAAGUAAAGAGUUAUUUGAUGAAUACAAAACAGUGACAUUAAAGCAUCAAAUAAGCAAAGAUAUUAACCUAAAAAAAUAAUAUAAUUUACAUUACGAAAACAUAAAGAGAGUAGAGUUUUAUAUAAAUGAUACAAAAGAGUGACUUUAAAGUACCAAAUACACAGAGAUCUUAACAUCAAAUUAAGAAUGAAUCUUUUU